This is a messenger RNA of Talaromyces marneffei, 1485 nucleotides long. RefSeq lists its product as uncharacterized. The coding region runs from base 1 to 1485 and encodes 494 amino acids. The transcript is spliced from 5 exons. The record is from RefSeq and is a predicted model, not a curated record. Lineage: Eukaryota; Fungi; Ascomycota; Eurotiomycetes; Eurotiales; Trichocomaceae. Gene Ontology annotation, molecular function: N,N-dimethylaniline monooxygenase activity; flavin adenine dinucleotide binding; NADP binding.
AUGACGAUCAAAUCCGUGGCCAUUAUCGGUGCCGGUGCUGCAGGCGCCGCAACAGCUGCAGCUUUUGCAGCUGAGCAAUAUUUUGAGACAAUUCGGGUCUUUGAGCGGAAGGGGAGUGCUGGCGGGACAUGGAUAUACGAUGCCGAUCCAAGCCCGGUAGCAGACCCUCGACCGGGAAAACUACCACCAGACAUUGAUUCACCGUUGAGAGUUCCGGAUGCUCUACCUCGGACGACGGAGCCGUCCUCACAAGAGCGAUGGGAUAAGACGCCUAUAUACGAUGAAUUGACAACAAACGUCCCCGCCAUAGCAAUGUCCCUUUCCGAAAUCCCCUUUCCCUACGGCCCAUUUGUUCCUCAUCAUGUGCCAAAACAGUAUAUAGAAAACUAUUUUACGCAGUUCAAACUAGAUCAGUAUCUGGAGCUGAACACGACGGUGGAAGAUGUCUCUCGUUAUCCUGCGACGAAAGGAUCGGGAAAGGGUCGUGAUAGAUGGCGUUUGACGCUGAGAACGUAUGAUGCGGUAGAGCAUGUGGAUCAUUGGUGGAACGAGGAGUUUGAUGCGGUCGUGUUUGCGAAUGGGCAUUAUAGUGUUCCUUAUGUCCCAGCCGUCAAAGGCCUAGAAGCCUACAUUAAAGCCUUCCCUGGACGAAUAGUCCACUCCAAAUCCUACCGAUCAGCAGAACACUACCAUAACAAACAAAUCCUUGUAAUCGGAAACUCAGCCUCGGGGCACGAUGUGACCGCCGGGAUCGUCAAAACCGCCAAAUUACCAGUCUACCAAUCCCGACGCACACCCUCACGCUGGGAUGGGAAUGAGCCUCCGGAAGGUAUAAAGUGGAAACCCGUAAUCAGGGAGUAUCUCCCUACAGGAGAGAUUGUCUUUGAAGAUGGCAAUAUUCUCCGUGACAUCAAUCAGGUAAUCUACUGCACAGGAUAUAAAGCGUCAUUCCCAUUCUGGAACGCCAAAGCGAAUGGCGCACCAAUUUACGACUAUAAACACGACCAUGUGGUGGGAAAUUAUCUACAUGUCUUUCUAACCGAUUUUCCUACUAUCGGUCUGAUCGGCAUUCCGCGAACACUCACAUUCAGAAGCUUCAAUUACCAAGCUAUAGCACUUGCACGAGUCUUCUCAGGCAGAAAUGCGCAUCCUCUACCAUCUGCUGAGGGACAACGGGAAUGGCUUGAUCGAAGACUAGGGCUUGUCACGAGACAACGUCGCAAGUUUCAUGAUAUGCCAUGGGAUGAAGGAGAAUCUCUAGAUUAUUUCCGCGAGCUGUAUGAUCUUGCUGGGCUGCCGAGGAUUGAAGGGCUGGGUCAGGUUCCACCAGUGUUGGAUGGGGAGACAAGGUGGGCAAUUGAGAAUGUGAAGAAGUAUCCUGUUCCGGGGGAUGGUCGAUCAAAGAAUGAAAGUAAUAAUGAUGAGGAAAAGGAGUGGACUGUUAUUGGAAGAGGGCAGUGGCGAGAUAGUCUUCAUUUUAUAUAG